Schistocerca nitens (vagrant locust) is the source of this 972-nucleotide messenger RNA. RefSeq lists its product as uncharacterized. The transcript has 4 exons. The record is from RefSeq and is a predicted model, not a curated record. Bases 40 to 927 code for a protein of 295 amino acids. Lineage: Eukaryota; Metazoa; Arthropoda; Insecta; Orthoptera; Acrididae.
AGACGUACACAUUUUUCACAACGCUGACGCCAUGAUUCCAUGGCAGCGGCGAAGGCUUCUUUAGGAGUCUGUUUUGACCACUGGAAAAUCGCUGAGGCAAAAGCAGCACGGCUGGUGAAUGUGCGGCCACGGAGAGUGUCUUUCAUUGUUGGAAAAAGCCAAAAGUCACUAGGAGCCAGGUCAGUGCUGGGAGUCUCCUAUCUGGACGGGGCGUUCCUGAACGCGACGCAGCCCAUUCCCCCCCGGGAUCAGCUGUACUACUACCCCGUCGCCAAUGGGACGGUCACCAAGCAGCUGAUGACGGACGCUCUGGCGUCCUACCUGUCCACCAUGGACACCGGCACCGGCUACCAGGGGGGGAACUCCGCCAAUGGGGUCCUCCACACCAUGGAACACCUGCAGCAGGGCAUCGACCGCGCAGCCUGGGAAAUAAGCACCGGUGUCAACACCUCGUUCGACUUUGUGCUCCCAGGAAUGACUAGGUGCUACUGGAACUUCACGAAUGCUGUGCUGGGCGGGCUGAAUUCCACAGAAGAGGGUAACGUCCCGCUUGAGAGUGGAUCAGCUGCAGGCUGGGAGAAGGACUUCCCCAUAUGGUCUAUGGACGAGGUGUUCGUCCACCUGCCAGAGAUGGUGACUCCAGAGCUGGAGAGGGUGCGCAGCUGGGCCAUCGACUUCAUCAACGCCGGCAUCGACGCCGCCAUCAGGGAGCUGCCCAGCCUCAUGGAGAAACGCCGCCAGGAGUCGCUGUACCCAAUGGCAUACACGGCACAGCUGCGAGCCUACAACGUCCACAAGGUGUACAACCCGCUGUUCCAGCAGCACUCCAGCUCGGACAUCUACAGCGCCUACGCCGAAGCGCGCGACGAGCUGCUGGCCCUGGAUGUCAUCUCACUUAUCGACAGCAAGAAAGCGAGAAAACUGUAAACACGGCUCUACUGUGACCUGGACAAUAAACAACAGUGAAAAUUA